Messenger RNA from Eimeria acervulina, 2283 nucleotides. RefSeq lists its product as hypothetical. Lineage: Eukaryota; Apicomplexa; Conoidasida; Eucoccidiorida; Eimeriidae. Bases 1 to 2283 code for a protein of 760 amino acids. The record is from RefSeq and is a predicted model, not a curated record. Gene Ontology annotation, cellular component: nucleoplasm; nucleolus. Gene Ontology annotation, biological process: proteolysis. The transcript is spliced from 13 exons. Gene Ontology annotation, molecular function: cysteine-type peptidase activity.
AUGGCCGCGCUGCUGCUGCAAGUCCCUACAACUCCCUAUUCACCGCAGCGGCAGCAGCAGCAGCAAGACAUGCAGCAGCAGCAGGAUUUGGGAGCGGCAAAGACUCCGUUCUACGGCGUGCUGCAGCAGCAGGAAGCGUGUGGGGUGUAUAUCCAGCCAGCAGCAGCAGCAAUUGAGGUGCCGAAAGUCUGCAUCGUCAACACCUUCUUCUUCUCUGUCCUCCACAGCGACCCUGAAGACGUCACCAGAGUCCAGCGGUGGACGCGUGGCGUCGACAUAUUUUCUUCGCGCUUUUUGCUGGUGCCUCUGCACGUACGUACAGUGCAUUGGGCAUUAGGGGUGGUAGAUAUCGUACGGGGGCUCACGUUUGUGUUCGACGCGCUGCCGCAGCAAUUUGGGGCUUUUCACGAAGUUAUAAAACCCUUUCUAAUAGAAUGCUGGAAGCAAAAGUACAAAGGUGUCCCUCCACCUGAAUGGCAGGCGGCACUGCCUUGCGCCUUUUCGUAUGAAAUUCCCCAAAACGAUCAAUGCCUUUUCCAACAGCAGCAGCAGCAACAACAGCAGCAGCAGCAGCACCAACAGCAACAGCAGCAGCAACGGCAGCAGCAACAGCAUUCGGGCGAUAGCAGGGGGGUAAAAGGCUUUAUUGGGAGGCCUCAGCAUACCAUUAAUGCCUGCUUGCCUGCAGCUAGAUCCCGGCGCUUGCUGGGUUGCAGCAGGUGCAGCAGCAGCAGCAGCAGCAGCAGCAGCAACAGCAGCAGCAGCAGCAGCAGAUGCGCUGGGUUCUUCGUUCCACCUCAGGAGGGAUCGGAUGAUUGCGGUGUUUUUUUGUGUCUUUUUGCUGCUGCAAUUGCAAGCGGAAAGCCCUUCACCUUCUCGCAGCAAGAUGUAGCUGCAUGCAGACUGAGACUGCCUGUAGAUUUGCUGCUGUCCCUUCGGCCUCCGCUGCAGCAGCCGCUGCCGCCUCUCCACAAGACCCCAGCAGCAGCAGCUGCUGCUGCUGCUGCUGUCGCGCUGCAGCAGUACGCUGUGCAAGUCACCAGAACAGCAGCAGCAGCUGCUGCUGCCCUUAAGUCCUUCCCCUCCAGAAUACAACACCCCACAGCGAAGCAGCUGCUGCAUCUGGUCCUGCACGUGCAGGAGCAGCAACAGCAGCAGCAACAGCAACAGCAGCAGCAACAGCAGCAGAUUUCAAGUGAACGCGUUGAGAAUGUGCGGCAGCAGCUGAGGCUGCUGCAUCAGAGCCUUAUAUCAUCAGCAAAACUUAUCUCAAGUGAACUACGCGCUGUGGGGCGUCGCGGCUCUCGCCUGGCGGUUCGACGGGCCUAUACAGCUGGAGCAGCAAAGCUGCGGCAGCUGCUGCAGCUGCAUGCAGCAGCGCUGCAGCAGUAUGCCAACUUAAAGGCGGGGGUGGAGCGAGGGUCCUUGCGUGUGCUUCCUUUCGACAGCAGCAGGAGCAGCAGGAGCAACAGCAGCAGCAGCAGCAGCAGCAGCACCCGCAGCACUUCAGGGCAGCCCUUUAUUGCUUGGCGGUCUUCGGUUGUUUAUUUCUUCUGCUGCUGGAAGGGGGAAGGUGUCGCUGUGCUGCAGCGCGCAGUGCUGGGAUCAACCCCCGCUGCUGUUUGCUUCGUGACGGACGCCCAAACGCUGCAGUGCAGCAGCAGCAGCAGCAGCGACAUCACCGACAGCAGCAGCAGCAGCGACAUCACCGACAGCAGCAGCAGCAGCGACAUCACCGACAGCAGCAGCAGCAGCAACAACACGGACAACAGCAGCAGUAGCAGCAGCAGCAGCAGCAACUCAACCAGCAGCAGCAUGGAGACAAGGGGAGAUUUGUCUCUGCGCUUCACGUUGAGACGUCUCUUCCCCAAAAGGCCGUGGCUUGAUGUGGUUUGCAACGUCUCCUGUCUGCCCCCUGAAGCAAGAGGCUCACUGCAGGAUUUGCUGCCUACCGCACUGCUAAUUGAAGGCCCUCUGCAGCAGCAGCAACAGCAGCAGCAGCAGCAGCAGGGGGAAUCGGCGCUUCGAGUCCGUGUAGCAGAGCUGCUUCAGACAGUGAGGCCUCUUGCUGCUGCUGCUGCUGCACGACAACAGCAGCAGCAGCAGCAGCAGCCGACAAAAUCAGAAGUGCUGCAGGAUGCCCUCGGGGUUUAUAACCUUCUGCGUCUGCAUCAGCAGCAGCAACAGCAGCAGCAGUCUCUGCUUGUCUCUCCCGAGGCAAUACGCCGCGCUGUCCCCUCUGCUGCUGCAGGUGGAGCAGCAGACUCCUGGGAGCCCCCGUGA